This is a messenger RNA of Arabidopsis lyrata subsp. lyrata, 1052 nucleotides long. RefSeq names its product nucleolin. The transcript has a single exon. Lineage: Eukaryota; Viridiplantae; Streptophyta; Magnoliopsida; Brassicales; Brassicaceae. The coding region runs from base 207 to 860 and encodes 217 amino acids. The record is from RefSeq and is a predicted model, not a curated record.
CUUAAUAAUGGGCCAAUAUGUUGAGGUCCAAAUAAUGAAGUAGAGAGAAACAAAGACGGUAAAAAUCAUUGAGAAACCCUACAAAAACUUCUAGGGUUACCACCAAAAUUCACUCUAAUUGUUUGCUUUCAGCUCAAAGCCCUAACUCUGAAUCGUCUUCCUCAAACCAAUCGCGAAUUCUCUGAAGUAAGAAGAUUGAUUUAUCUAUGGCGGAUGUUGAGAAUCAACAGGAUUCUUCGUUUCCGGUGAAGCGGAAAUCUGAUCUGUUUUGCCAAGAGCAGGAUAAUGUGGCAAACAAGGCUCAGAAGCUUAAUCCUUCAUCGAAUUCUGUUGAGUCUGAGUCCAAAGACGGAGAAAUUAAUGGAACUGGCGUCGAGAAUCUGAAUUCUUCCACCGAGGAAAAGAUUGGUGCAGAAUCAUCGGUUUUAUCGGAGAAAGCAGCUGAAAAGGUUGAGAAUGGCGUAAUCGGCGAUCUUGGAGCUGAAGAUGAGGAGCAAGAAGAUGCAGAUGAAGAAGAUGAAGAGGAAGACGACGAGGAAGAGGAAGAAGAAGAAGAAGAAGAAGAGGUUGAUAGGAAAGGUAAAGGGAUUUCUCGAGAGGACAAGGGAAAGGGAAAAAUGAUCGAAGUGGAGGAAAGUGAUGACGAAGACGACAGUGAUGAUGAAGAUGACGAAGGUUUUGAUGAAGACGACGAAAGCGAUUUCUCCGAUGAUCCUUUGGCUGAGGUUGAUUUGGAUAAUAUCCUUCCGUCGAGGACUAGGAGACGAUCGAGCCAGCCUGGAGUUUUCAUCUCCAAUGAAAACAGUAACCGUGGUGUCAACGACGAGGAUGAUGAUAGCAGUGAUGAUAGUGAUGCUUAAAACCUUUAGCUAUAAGAGAGGUUAGUGAUUAAGAAAAAUCAAGAAAUUAGUUCCUUUGAUUCUAAUGAGAGUUUGUCUCUGUUCAGUGAUUAUUCGUUAUAUCUAAUGAUGUUUCAAACGCUUGGACCAAAGUGGGUUAUUAUAUAUAUCUAUGAUGUUCUUGCAAUUCAAUCCAAUGUGCCUCUUAUCUUA